UUUCCGGGUAUUCAGAGAAGAAAGAAAAAAAAUCGGUCUAUCGUCAUGUUUCACAGAGAAAUAUCUGUCAAACGCCUAUAUCAGUUUAAUUGAGCGUUGUGUUUGUGAGAGUGGAAACACGCAGGUGUUUUGUCACUUUGACUCUGAAGAUAGAGCUACAGUGGAUGGUCGGAGCGCGGGACGGUGAUUUUACAAGUGUCUUUUAAUACAGUUGAAGUGGCACGCAAUGCACCAUGGAGGAGGCCCACCAAAAGUGCAGAGGAACCUUCAGAGAUCCAAGUCCUUCACUGGAUCUGAGGCAGAAGACCAACAGCAGCAGCAACAACCACCACAGCAGCCCAAACAAAAACAGCAGCAGCCCAUGCCGGUUACCCAACAACAGCCAGCAAAUGCCAAUCACCCCCAGUCACCGGUGACAUCUUUUGCUCCGUCCGCCAGUCCCUCUGCUCCACAGUCUCCCAAUUACCAAAUCAUCAUGAGUCGGAGUCCGGUCACAGGCCAGAACAUGAACAUCACUUUACAGAACGUGGGACCAAUGGUUCCUGGGAGCCAGCAGAUCACCCUUGCCUCUCUUCCUCUCCAGAGCCCAGCAUCCCCUGGCUUUCAGCACCAGCCCCAGCAGUGGAGGUUCGAAUCCGGGUCUUCGUCUUACGUGAUGACAUCACCCUUGCCCCAGACAAUGCAACCUCAAAGUCCGACCCAGCACAGUCCGGUCCCCAUACAGGCUGUGCCCAGGCCGAGUGCUCCUGGGUCGGCUCUGGGAGUGUGCGGUCAGAGCCCGACGCGGUUUGUGGAAGGAGGUAUAAUGGUUAGGCAAAUCAACUUGAGCAGCCCACCUGGAAGUGGUCAUUUUGUGUACCAGGAUGGAACAGGAUUGGCUCAACUGGCUCCGACAACGGCAGGUGCCGCUCAGCUGACCUCACCUGGGACACCAGGGGCUGUCAGAGAAAGACGCCUGUCCCAGCCGCACUCUCAAACCGGGGGCACCAUUCACCAUUUGGGGCCGCAGAGCCCUGUUGCAGCAGGAGCUGCUCUCCCGACGUUGGGCAGCCCUGGGCACAUCACCACCUCCAAUCUGCCUCCUCAGAUCAGUAGUAUCAUCCAAGGCCAAUUAGCUCGUCCCAUGAUUUUUGAGAAGACGGCGCAAGGCGUUGUGGCUGGUGUAGCGGCCUCUUUUGGGGUCACAUCCACCAUCCCUCCACCCAGCCCAUCCAGGAGCAACCCUCCCCAGGGCCUCACCAACCAGUCCCUGACUCCCACCAGCAUGAAGAAGAUGCAGCCGAAGAAGCUGGAGGAGAUUGCACCCUCAAAUCCAGAAGUGGCGCAGUUGAGGAAGCAGUGUCUGGAGCAUCAUGCAAAGAAGAUGGAGAGUCUGAAGGAGGUGUUCAAGGAUUACCUGAUUGAGCUCUUUUUCCUGCAGCAUCUGCAAGGAAACAUGAUGGACUACAUUGCUUUCAAGAAAAAGGCCUGUGUGCCUCUCUUCACCUACCUGAGGCAAAAUGAUCUUGACCUUGAAGAUGAAGAGGAGGAGGAAGAGCAGUCUGAGGUCAUCAAUGAUGAGGUGAAAGUAGUGACUGGAAAGGAUGGACAGACGGUGACUCCUGUUGCUAUAGCUACACAACUCCCACCCAACGUGUCUGCAGCGUUCUCUGCUCAGCAGCAGUUCCAGACCCAUGCCGGGGUGGCAGGUGGCAGCAUCUCGAACCCUGUGGACAUGGAGGCUUUCAAACGGCAGCAGGCCAUGGCACAAGCAGAUCAGGCUAAGAGGUCCCGGAUGGAAGUGGGUCGGCAUGGGAUGAUAUUCCAGCACCCCGCUGUAACUCCUUUAGGAUCUCCCGGCGUUCCCCUCCAGCAGCUCAUGCCAACAGCGCAAGGAGGCAUGCCCCCGACUCCACAAACGGUCCAGAUUGGUGGGCAGAAACAGAACCAGCAACAGUACGACCCGUCCAAAGGUCCCCCGGUCCAGAACGCCGCCAGCCUCCACACGCCACCCCCACAGCUUCCAGGCCGCCUCCCCCAGGGUGGGCUCCCUAUGGCUGGCCUGCCUCUCUCCCUGUCCCAGGGCCAGGCCAUGGUGGUGGACCAGCAGGCUCCAGUGGCUGGUGGUCGGCUCCAGGUGAAGGUGCAGGGUGCCGGAGCCGUGCUGGCUCCAGUCAACCCACAUGCGCAGCUGCAGGCACAGCUUCAGCAGAUGAAGUCAGGACUCCACCUACAGAUGCAGCAGCAACAGCAGAUGCAGCAGUCGGUCAUGCAGCCUGGACAGGCAACUGUGGCACUUGUGCGUCCUGGAUCAGAUUCUUCCCAGCCUGCCCAGCGUUUGCUGUCCAACUCUCUCUCCAACCCUGCCAUGUCUCCUGUUCCUCUAACAUCCCCGUCCUCUCUCUCCUCCCCACACCCUUCUGUUCCGGUCCGCACCCCCAGUACUGGCCCCAGCCUCUCUCCUGCUGCCCAGUCCAAACUCACUACCACGAAUGGCACCACCGGGCUGAAAAUGUCCGGUCUGGGUCAGAGUCCAGUUGGGCAGAACUCACAGGAAUGCUCUCAGGACAAGCAAUCAGAACAAGCCAAGCUGGAGAGUCAUGUGCACCAGCGCAUUGCAGAGCUCCGUAAAGAAGGCCAGUGGUCAGCUAGCCGUUUACCCAAGCUGCAGGAGGCCUGCAGGCCCAAAUCCCACUGGGACUACCUGCUGGAGGAGAUGCAGUGGAUGGCUGCUGACUUUGCCCAGGAAAGGCGCUGGAAGAUGGCUGCUGCCAAGAAACUUGUGCGCACAUGUGCACGUUACCAUGUUGAACAGAAGAAGAUGGAGGAACGUGAGAAGAGGGAGGAGGAGAUGAGGCUGCGGCACAUUGCCAGCACCAUCGCCCGCGGGGUUGACUGCUUCUGGUCCAAUAUUGAACAGGUUGUAGAAAUCAAGCUGCAUUUUGAGAUCUAUGACAAACGACAAAAAGUUCUUAGCUUGCAGAAGGCUGUGAGUAAAGGCAAGUGUGCUAAAGUGACCCAGUCAUCUGGAGAGAAGUCAGAUAAAGAGAGUAAAGGGGAGACUGGCCCAUCCCGCAAGAGAAAGUCAAGCACCUCGCUGUCGGAUGUAGAGGUUGAAGAUGAGGAAAGUACAAUAGAGGAGCAGGAGGCCAUGGAGGUGGCAGCUGAUCAGAAAGCAGAGCUGGCCGAACUAACAAAAGAAGCUGAAGUGCCAUUGGAUGAUCUGGUGAAGAAGUACACUGGUGCUUACGCAGAGGGCUUUGAGUGGCCGCAGCCUUCCAGCCAGAGCGAAGAUGAAGACAGAGAGGAAGCUGAAGACGUUGAUUCUCCGUUAAACAGUCCACAUGAUGCUGUGCUGAUAGACUCUUUGCUGAGUAUGGAUCAGUACCGUGGGGCUCAGCGGACGGCUUCUGGCCCUGAUGGGAAGCCCAUCGAGGAUAUCGCUGAGGUCGCUGCAGCAACAGACCUGAUUCUGCCCAAAGGCAGCGCCAGGACCACUCUAACUAGUCGUUCCUCUCCUCCUGCUCUGCUGCACGGUUCUCUGAGGGAGUACCAGCAGAUCGGGGUGGAGUGGCUGGCAAGCCUCCACCGCAAAAACCUUAACGGCAUCCUGGCAGAUGAAACUGGCCUUGGCAAAACCGUACAGACUGUGGCUUAUUUUGCUCACUUGGCCUGCAACCAGGGUAUCUGGGGGCCUCAUUUAGUGGUGGUGAGGACCUGUAAGCUGAUCAACUGGGAGAUGGAGUUCAAACGGUGGUGUCCUGGACUGAAGAUACUCCUGUACCUCGGCAGCAGAAAGCAGCGCAGAUACAAGAGAUCGAGGUGGUGUGAGCCCAACAGCUUCCAUGUGUGUGUGACUUCAUACAAACUUCUGCUGAAAGAUCAGUCUCACUUCCUGAGGAGGUGCUGGAGGCACCUGGUGCUAGACGAGGUGCAGCUCAUCAAAAACAUGACGGAGAAACAGUGGGAGACCAUCUUCAACAUAAAGAGUCAGCAGAGGAUUCUCUUAAUCAACACACCUCUGCAGAACACUCUGAAAGAGUUAUGGACCAUGAUCCACUUCCUCCUGCCUGGAAUCACUCACCCAUACCUCAACUUCCCCAUCAAACCCGGCACUGAUCAGAACCAGGACUACUGCCACAAACUGGUCAUCAGACUGCACAGGAUGAUUCAGCCCUUCAUCCUGCGCCGUUCCAAGAGAGACGUGGAGAAGCAAAUGCCUAAGAAGUAUGAGCACAUUCUCAAGUGCCGUCUUUCCAAGAGGCAAAAGAGCAUGUAUGAGGACAUCCUCAUCCAGCCCAGUGCACAGGAAGCACUGAAGACUGGACAUUUUGUCAGAGUCCUGGAGGUUCUUAUGCAGCUGCAGAAGAUCUGCAACCAUCCAGACCUGAUCCAGCCCAGAGACACACACAACUCUUACAUAUGUCAGUCACUGCAGUACAACACCCCAUCAUUACUGCUCACAGCCCUGCAGCAGGACCAGUGGAAGACUGUAGAUAUGUCACUGUUUGACCUGAUCGGUAACGAGGGCAGAUUGACCCGUUAUGAGGCCGAGGAGGCUCUGCCUAAACUCAGAAUGACCAAACAGCUGAUUGAAGAGAUCUACAAUGCACGCAACCCACCUGCCAGACCCAAACCAUGCAAGAUCAAACCUAUGAGGCUGUUCCUGCCGGUGCAGUAUGGAACAAAACCAGAGGGGCACCUGGUCCCCAUAACUAGCAGCACCACUCAAGCCCCUCGUGCCACUGCUGUGACUACUGCCCCCACCACCACUACCAACCCUGCUACUGCAGCUCUAAGCACACAGCCCAGAGGCAAAUCACCUCUUACCACAACCACUUCUGCACAGGCCUCUGCAAUCAGCAGCUCAUCAGGAUCACUCUUAACAGGAGCCACCCCUAACCCCCUUUCUACCCCUCUGGCUGUGGGUGUGACAAGGGUCACCACUAUGCCUGCUGUGGUCCCCCAUGCCCCUGCCGCCCACCCCCUCCAGCCCAGUUUGGUACCCCAGAGGCUGGUGCUCAGCUCCCAGGCCAAGGCACGCUUGCCUAGUGGAGAUGUAGUGAAGGUUACUCAGUUGGUUGGGCAGGGUCGUAUCGCCCAGCCAGAGACCCCUGUGACCCUACAGUUCCAGGGCAACAAGUUCACUUUGUCUCCGAGUCAGCUGCGGCAGCUCACCACCGGCCAGCCUCUGCAGCUCCAAGGUACACUCGGCAACAUCUUGCAGAUUGUGUCUGCCCCCGGACAGCCUCUUCUCAGGCCACAGGGGCCGCCCAUGGUGAUGCCUACUGUACCCCAGGCUGUGCCUGUACAGAACUCCUCAGCAAGCACCACAGUCACUCAAGCUACCACAGCCAUGGAAACAAAUGCUAAACACUCAACAAAUGCCAUAACACAGGAGUCAAGUGAGGAAAGAAACAGGCAGCUGAAAGAGCGUCUGGCUAGUUUAUUUCAUGCCAACGAGCGGCGGUCCUCACGCUCUGUGAUGUAUGGUUCUGACCUGAUCAAGACCUGCUUCGUUUAUGAGGGACACCCUCCACCAGCCUUCCCCGCACCCCAGCACUCCCGCUGGUCCUGGGUCGGCAGAGACAGCUGUAUUAGGGCUCAGCGGACUUGUGUGUCCACGGUGGCCCCACUCCGCUCAGCGAUUCUCUCCAACACGGAGCAGGAGGCAGCAGCAGGCACCUUGUUGAAGAGGUUUUCCUGCAUACUUCCUGCUGCUGUGGCCCCUCCCCCUCAGCUGUAUGCGUCCAAUCUUCCACCAUCUUACAGCCUUGCACAAAAAUCAUUCAGGCGACAGCUACAGGAAGUGUCCGCUCCACACAACGCAGAGAUCCGUAACUUAGCCUGUCCUCCUGUCGUCAGAUUCCCUGAUGUGCACAUGUUGGAGAUGGAUUCAGGAAAACUGGAGGCGCUGUCUAUCCUGCUGCAGAAGCUGAGCGCUGAGAACAGGCGUCUGCUGAUCUUCACCCAGAUGGCCAGCAUGCUGGAUAUACUGGAGGCCUUCUUAGACCAUCGUCACCUCACCUAUGUACGGCUGGAUGAGAGUCUGUCACUAGAGGAGAGACAGGAGCGGGUCAAGAGGUUUAACCGCAACCGACAGAUCUUCUGCACCAUCCUGACCAAUCGCUGCUGCUCAGCCAUGGGCCAUGUGUUUGACGCAGACACCAUCGUGUUUUACGACACAGACCUAAAUCCCAGCAUGGACUUGCGCACACAGGAGUGGUGUGACAAGAUCCGCCGCUCCAAAGACAUCCACAUCUACAGGUUGGAGAGCGGGAACUCAAUUGAGGAGAAGCUUUUAAAGAAUGGCACUAAAGACCUUAUUCGAGAGGUAGCUGCACAGGGCAUGGAUUACACUCUAGCCUUUUUAACACAGCGCACCAUUCAGGAUCUGUUUGAGGUGGAGGCUGGUUCUGGAGAGAAGGUGGAGGAGUUUGUGGUUCUCCACCAGGAGCCAUCCCCGUCCGAAUCUAUCCCCCCUCAUGUGGCCAGACCCUACAUCCAGGCCCUGAACACCAUCCGAAAGAAAACCCAAUAUGAAGAUGAGGUCGAGGAGACAGAGGUAGACAUGAAAAGUGAGAAAGUGGGAGGACAAGAAGAGAUAGAUGUGAAGGAAUGGGUGAGAGAGGAGGCGUCACAGUUAGAGGAGUUGGCGGCAGUCAUGGAGCAGCUGACUCCUAUUGAGAGAUACGCACUGCACUAUCUGGAGUACUUGCACAACAGUGAAGAUGAACAGGUUAUAAAGGAGCGCAUAGAAGCUGCUAAGAGAGGCUGGGAGCAGCAGCAGCAACAGAAACUAAAGGUAGAGAAAACGGAGCAAAUGAUCCUAGAAGAUGAGGAGGAUCUGUUCACCUAUACCAGAGAGGAUGCAUACAACAUGGAGUAUGUGUUCGAGAAUGAGAAUGAACAAACAGAAAUAAUGCCACUGUGGACUCCCCCAACUCCUCCACAGGAUGAUAACGAUAUCUACAUUGACUCUGUAAUCUGCCUCAUGUAUGACACUGCGCCUAUGCCCGAAUCCAAACUGCCCCCAGUCUACGUCCGCAAAGAGCGCAAGAGACACAUGGACCCGUCAGUUCUGGGACGUAAGAAAAAGAAGGGCCAUGGAGAAUCAGUGAUUCCUCCACGCUCUCUCUUUGAUAAGGCCAGUCUUCUCAAAGUAAGGAGGGAGGGUAAAGACCAGAAGAAGAACUUCUCUCUGAAGCAACAGGCUCCCUUUGCCAAACCGCUGCCCUCACUGCUCAAACCAGCCAUGGAGGCUGGGCAGGACAACCCUGAGUGGCUCAUCAGUGAGGAUUGGGCCCUGCUACAGGCUGUGAAGCAGUUACUGGAACUUCCUUUGAACCUGACCAUCGUGUCUCCAGCACACACUCCUAACUGGGACCUGGUGAGCGACGUGGUCAACUCCUGUAGCAGAAUUUACCGCUCGCCAAAACAAUGCCGUAACCGCUAUGAGAAUGUCAUCAUUCCCAGAGAGGAGGGCAAAUUAAUAUAUGAAGCUAACCCUAAGAAGAACAAGACCAAGAGCAUUUAUAAGUCCAAGAAUAGUCGUCCUCUGCGCACGUGUCAGAUCUACACACAGGAUGACAACGCCACCCAGAUCCAGCUGUUCAACAACCGCUUUGAGCUGAUGAAAAUCAUUGCUAGCAAGAGGAGCCCACCCAUAAGACCACUACUGGGCAUGAAUCCAUUCCAGAAGAAUCCUAAGCAUGCCUCUGUGCUGGCUGAGAGCGGGAUAAGCUACGACAAGCCUCUGCCUCCUAUCCAGGUCGCCUCUCAGAGAGCUGAGAGAAUCGCUAAAGAGAAGAAGGCACUAGCCGAACAGCAGAGGGCUCAGCAGUUAGCCCAGCAACAACAGCAGCAGACUACAGGAGCCGCCCAGCCUCAGGGAGCUGCUGCCCAGCCACAGGCCACUGCAGCAGCCACACAGGCGGCGGGAGUGCCCCAGCCCAACCAAUCCGGAGCAGCAGCAGUCCCCAACACCGCUGUACUGACUGGAGCUAUCAAGACCGCUGCAGUGGGCACAAGCAUCCAGCCAGCAACAGCUACAGUAAGUGGAAAUGUGAUUGUAAACACUGUGCCUGGAGUUCUUCCUGGUCAGUUCCAGGCGAACAAACGUCUGGCGUCUCCUGUCAUACCUACGGCAGGAACUGCCACGGCUCAGGUGGUUCACACUCAGCAGAGAACUGUGCCUGCAACAGCGGCCCCAGCGGAGGUUGUUGCCAUUGCGACGGGUCAGAGCGUUAGAGCCGUUACCCCAGUGACGGCAUCAGCUGUAGUGUCCACUAAUCUGACUCCUGGUCAGUCCCAAACACGCACGCUGGUGGCUCCAGCUCCCGGGAUGCAGUUGUCUCAGGGUAAACCACUCACGCCAGCUCAAUUCCAACAAUUACAACUCAGACAACAGUUGCAGCAGCAGCAACAACAACCACAGGCUGCAUCUCCACAGAUCAAAGCAGUAGGAAAGCCACAGCAGGAGUUGUUGAAGAAGCAGAAGCUGCAGAUGGCCCAACAGCAGGUUGCAGCGGCGGUAGCUGCAGCUCAAGGUCAGCAGGCUUCAUCUACUCAGCAACCGCAGCAGGUUCACGCCACACCGGCAGCUACGUCCAACCCUCAGAUAGCUGCAGUCGCUGCGCCCAGAGCAGGAGCUGUGCUUGCUGGAACUACCGUCACCAACUUACAGGUGGCCAGACUGACACGUGUCCCAGCCCCUGGACCCAUUCAGGCUCAGCCGGGUCAAACCGCUCAGGUGACUCUGACCAAACCACCUCCUGUCGUCUCAGUUCCUGCUGUGGUUUCGUCCGCCGGAGUCACGACUCUUCCUGUCACUGUGGCUGGCAUUAGCGUUGCCAUUGGGCAAGCACAGAAAGCAGGUGGUCAAGUGGUGACCCACCCGUUCCAGGUGCAGCAGGUUCAGCAGCUGUUGCACAGACAAAAGCAGCAGGCAGCCGCACAAGCCGCUGCGGUCCAGAAGGCAGCACAGCCACAGCAAACACAGGCUGCGGUACAGCAAAAGCUGGGCACGCAGCAGGCCGCUCAGACCACAGCCCAACAGCAGCAGAAAGUAUACACCGCCACCACUCCACUUCAGCCCGCCAUUAAGACCCAGUUCUUCGCCACCUCCAUCGGACAGCCACAGAAACCUCCUGCAGCACAGCAGAUACAGGUAAGAAGUUAGGCUCUAACAGCCAGCACCUCUCU
Messenger RNA from Sinocyclocheilus anshuiensis, 9183 nucleotides. Its product is annotated as E1A-binding protein p400-like. Gene Ontology annotation, cellular component: NuA4 histone acetyltransferase complex; Swr1 complex. The transcript is spliced from 52 exons. NCBI's taxonomy places the organism in Eukaryota, Metazoa, Chordata, Actinopteri, Cypriniformes, Cyprinidae. Gene Ontology annotation, biological process: DNA repair. The record is from RefSeq and is a predicted model, not a curated record. Bases 227 to 9160 code for a protein of 2977 amino acids. Gene Ontology annotation, molecular function: ATP binding; chromatin binding.